UCCCCGGGAAAGCUCGGUUUCUAGUUAGUUGGUUCCUCCCUAUGUUCCUCCAUGGUUGACUUGUAGAUGCUGAAGAAGUGUUGAUAAUCAAUGGAGAAAAUAACAGAGAAACUGCUACUGGAGAAAGCAUCUCCAAAAACCAACAAACUGGAGCAAAUCAAGACACUGAAUCUAUCUAGGCUGGGACUGAAGUCUCAGGACUUGCCAGUCAGGCUGCUGUCCCGACUCCAGUACCUGGAGCGGUGGGAUCUUUCUGGGAACAGACUGCAGGAGUUGCCCAAGAACCUGGAGCUGCCUGCCCUUCGCUACCUGGACCUCAGCGACAACCAGCUGGAGGAUGUUACCACUCUGGAGUCUCUAAGCAAUCUGGAGGAGCUCAAGAUGGAGGACAAUCUUUAUAUCACUGUGAGCGAUAACUACAAGCUGAUGGCAUUGUUGCCCAAACUGAGGAUUCACAACGGUAAAGAUGUCAGCACGACUGCCAACCACUUGCGCUAUGUCUACACAGAGAACUUGAGGACCAGGAUAAUUGCAGUUUGGGAGAAGAGCUUCUGUCUUCCGGAUCCCAUCACAGCAGAGAAAAUGUCGGCCUUGGAGAAAGACUUUGUCAACACCGCCCGUCAACAAGUUAAAUUUGGACCCAGUUCAGUCAGUGAUUUCACCAAAUGGAGGGUAGAGAAUAUCGCUAAGGAGUAUCUGCACUCUCUGACAAAACCAAAGAAAGAACCAGAGAGCAAGGAGUCUACCGACACUAAAGAGAACUGUGUUGUCUCGACGCCGACCAAGAGGAAACAAACGGCGUCAGUGGACACCAGCAUCAGACUGACACCUCGCAAGAAGUUGUGCGCAGACCUCCCAGCCUCCCCAGUUGAAGCCAGCCCUCGCAAAUCCAGUCUCCGCAAACUCGAGACGCUAACCCAGACCAGCGCUGUCAGGAUGAGCCCCCGCAAGAUAAGUCAGCCUCCCUCUACCCCCACCAGAGGACAGACGAAGCCAGAGACGCCCAGGAGAGGUGCAACGACAGUGCGACAAACCAAAGAGGACGGUGGAGCUCAGAAAAAACAGAAGAACAGAACCGACGCUGACAUGUUGUCCACAAUAAAGACACAGCAGCCAGUGUGUCUGAAGCCUCUCCACGUCCUCCAGUGCCACAGUAAACAGGACAGCUCGGAGGACUUCUCUACCCAGCUGUGGGCCUGUGCUUUCCAGCCAAUGCCAGAUUUCAAUGGCACUGGUGGAGGAAGCCGUUUGGUUGCUACCUGUGGUGGAGACUCUCUCUGCGUGAUUGACUGUGAAACUGGGCUGGUGAUGAAGAAGUACAAAGUUCCUGGCGAGGAGUUCUUCUCCCUGGCCUGGUCCACGGUGUUGAUGUCCAGGGGAGGCGGGGCCUCGGCUCAACACUGCAGCAUUCUGGCAGCUGGAGGGAAGAAAGGACUGGUCAAACUGAUCCACCCCAGAAACAACAUGGCCUACGGGGAGUUCCGAGCCAGCCGCAAGGCGCUGUCUGUCCUGCGCUUCAACCACCGCCAGGGGAACUUCCUCUUCACGGGAUCAUAUGAUAACAAGAUUGUGAUGUGGGACAUCGGUGGAGUGGACAGCCAGUACAACUACAAAGUUGUUCAGCUGCUGGUGUUGCAGAUCAGCGCCACUCCCCUACACAUCUGCCUCCCCCCCACUUCCCCCAGCUCACACCUACUGACUGCCUGUGAGGACGGCCUGCACUGCUACAACACACAACUCUGCACCAACAACACAAAGAGUAGGUCUGAGGAGAUGGAGAUAACUUUCCCCAUAUAUAAGAAGGAAGACAAAUGCCAUGACUACCACACCAUUGAUGGCCUGAGUUUUCUUACAGAUGACAUAGUGGCCUCCAAGAACUACAUGCAUGGUUCCAUAUACUUGUGGAGCUGGAGCAGGACCAAGGCUCAGCGGCCUGACAAGAAGGACAGGACAGUUUGUGCUGUGGUUCUGGCUGAGCUGCAGUGGGCCAACACUGAGAUUCCCUACCUGGCUCUUAACACAUGCCCUGGCCGAGCCUACAUAGUGUGUGGUGAUGACAAAGGCAGGCUAUGGACAUACCACGUCAACGACCUGCAGAAAAACGGUUUCCAGACUGGGAAACCCAUACUGCCCACUGAGGUGUUGGAGUGGCCGACCCCGGUAAGAAAGGGAAUCGGCCAGGUGGAGGGCCCCACCAUCAACAGUGUAGCAAUGGACCCUGAGCUCCACUACCUGGUGGCCCUUAGUGACAAAAAUAUGGUGAUCGUGUGGAAGAGAGAAAAGUCCUCCUGAGAAACACGGGCUGUGGGAAUGCAACUCAUCAAUGGAAGUCAUGUAUUUUAAUACAAAUCGUAGGGGGUUUUGGUAUUUGUAAGGUAAGGGUUGCUUCUCAUAACACCAACAAGCCACUCUGUCUCAGCCAAUAGAGUGAAUUUUGCAUUGAUGCCACCGUGAGAUCUGUCAGAGCAAGUAACAGCCAGACUGAAGGAAUACAAUUACAGUAUUGUUCUUUAAAAAAGAAAAUGUAAGGCAUACAGUUCUAACAUUUUAAUUGGCAGGAUUGAAUACUGAUGUACAUAAAAGUUGCUGCUGUUGGGAAUAGUAGCCAAGGGAAAAGAGUUGUCGAUUGUCUCUAUGUGACACACAAUUCCUAGUUUUUGUAUGUAAUUAUGUAUCUUUAAAAGAUACGGCAUUUACAAAUGUCCAGUCCAACCAUGAAAACUGGUGUCAAAUUCACGAAUGAUUAGCCAAUGAGCAUCCAUAUUAACUUGCAUAAAUAAAUGCUAAUGUUUCCAGUUAGAUGUAAACCAGUCAAGAUUGUGUACUGCUUUUGCGCUGCCAACAAGGGGCAGAAAAAUAAUGUUUUUUUUUUUUUUAUCACUUAGACAGGCAGUGGCCUUAUGAAUAGGAAUCACAUUUUUAAAUUUGACUGUUAAUUUACUUCUUUUUUUCAAAUGUAAAUAUUUUAUAUGAAUAAUUGUAUGAUGAACCUUUUCUGUUAUUUUAAGGUCAGUCUUUAGACCUUGCUGUUUAAAGUAACUAUGUAACAUUGUAAUGUAAUGCAAACAGUACUGCUGCUGUGAGGAGUAAACAAACUGCUGGGAAAAUAAAUGCAGCAAAGUGUGUUUCUGCCUGCUGUAAUCCUGCAGUUCUUCUACUCUACCUGGGUUUCUGUGUGCAGCCCACCAUGUUUUUACAUGUCAAGUUUACAAAUAUCUUGAUUUAAUAAAUCAAACUUACUGCAUUUAUUUCA
Molecule: messenger RNA, 3253 nt
Organism: Perca fluviatilis (European perch)
Lineage: Eukaryota; Metazoa; Chordata; Actinopteri; Perciformes; Percidae
Gene: lrwd1
Product: leucine-rich repeats and WD repeat domain containing 1
Exons: 16
Coding region: 91-2292 (733 amino acids)
Biological process (GO): chromatin organization; establishment of protein localization to chromatin
Cellular component (GO): nuclear origin of replication recognition complex
Molecular function (GO): chromatin binding; protein binding
Source: RefSeq, a predicted model, not a curated record